Molecule: messenger RNA, 1916 nt
Organism: Paramecium octaurelia
Lineage: Eukaryota; Ciliophora; Oligohymenophorea; Peniculida; Parameciidae
Source: the annotation of a GenBank genome assembly
AUGUAAUUCUUUAUCAUAAUUUUUGGGUUUCGCAUUUUUCUAUUAAACUCAUACGCAAUCACCUGUGAGGUUCAAAAAGUAUAACCCGUAUUAGCAUCUAAAUCAUAAUUUGCCAAUUGUUUUAUAUUGGAAGGGAAUGAGGAGGAUUAUUACUAAUUGAAAAGUAUUGAAAAAGAAAUUGUAUAAAAAUCCUUUAUUAUUCCCUACAAAGACACACCAAUCUAAACUAAAGUUUUCAAAAUUUAAGAUUAUGUCAAAAUAUAAGAAAAGCUUAUCUGUUCCUUAUUUCUUAAUUAUUAGCAAUAUUAUAUUACAUGUAUCAGCUUUGAUACAUUAGAUUUUGAAAAAAAUAAUGGGAAUUCAAAAAUACAGCUUAAAGUAGAGACAACUAUUUCAUCGUAAGAAAUUUGUGAUGAAAUUCAUUUAUUGAGUGAAAGCUUCUAUCUAAUUUGUUUGAGUGAAUUUUAUUUAAAACUAUAUUCUGUAAGUCUAACAGGCGAUACACAACUUAUUAAUGAACUUAAUGUUUCUAUUUAAGUUUAAAAUUAAUGCAACAUGAAGCAAGAAAAAAUUAUUUAAAACAAUUAUUUUAUCAUAGCAUUUUUCUAAUGUUCAGAAUGGAUUAUUGUUGAAAUUAAUGAUAAGGAAAUGAAAAUUAUAUUGCAAUCUAAAUGAAGGAAUCUAAUUCCUCUCUUUAAGAAUUUUCUUAUGUUGAUGAUGUAUAAGUUUGUGAUUUCUUCAAAUAACUUAUUUAUCUUAUAGAAGGAAAUAAUUACCUUCAAGUUAGAUGGACCUAAAAUGGAAUAUAUUAUUUAGUAUUUAAGAGCAAAAAUCUAAUCUUAAAACUGAUACUGAUUAAUCAAUGCACCAAUAUUAUUCUAGCCACAUAUAUUAAAGAAAACAAUGCGAAACUAAUUUAAAAUUUCGAUAACGAAGUUAUAUUAAAUUAUCCUUUUCGAGGCGAACAACUAUAUUAUUCUUCCCAGCUCUUCUUUCUAUAAAAUUAAACGGAAUUCAUAAUCAGUAUUGAUGAACACUUAACUCAAACAUAUUAAAUUCUUAAUUCAUCAUUAACCUUUCUAAAAGAGGAUAACUUAUUUUAUUAAAUAGACAAAACUAAUAAUUUGCUAUAAUUCUAUAGAUAUUUUCCAUUUAGUAGCAUUAUUUACCCCAAAUAACAAUUUCUUUAUAUUAUUUAGAAAGCUUAAAAAACAGGUAAAUAAUCAUUAAUAAGUUGUUUAAAAAUGUAAUAUCAAGAUGAGAUGGAUGGGAAGAAUACAGCAAAAGAAUCAACAAGAAUCCUCAAAAAUUGCUAAGACAAGUAAAAAAUUAACUUUAGUAACGAAUGGCUUUAAUCAUAUCCCUAACAAAACUUUUCUAUUUUAGAUAAUCAGAAUAAUAUAAUCAACCUUAGUAUCUGGAAUGAAGAAAAAAUAGAAAACCAUUGCUAUUAACAAUUAACAAGAUAUAAGUUUAAAGGCAAGGUUUAACUAAUAUCUAUGAAGUCUUUGUACCUGUUAGUUUUUUAAGUUGAGAAUAUAAUUUAUUUUCAGAAUUGUUAAACAAAUAAAAUAUACAUGACAGUAAAUAGGAAUCAAUAUGAAGUAUAUGAAAGUAUGGAAGAUUAUUAUCUAGUUGAUAGAACAAAUAAAUAAAUAAAGGUUAUGUCUGAAUUUUAUAUGCGUAGAAAUUACGUUGGUGAUAUGCACUUGGAUGUUGAAAUAAUUAAGGUCUAAAAAGUCAACUAAUAACUAAUAAUUUAUUUAAAAAAUUAUAAAUAUCCCAUUCUUUUCUCCAAAUCACAUUUCUUAUUAACUGAUCUGAAGUAUAGGGUUCUCAAAUUGUUAAUUCUUAUUUUUUUUCCAAGAAUAUCUAUCACAAAAACUUUAUUAGCCAGAAUAAAUACUUUAUUAUGA